GGAGGUUAGACUAAACUGCACUUCCGAUGUUCGACCUGACCUUGAAGUCGGGUUGCUGAAGGUUAGGUUGCUACAUGAAUAUCAAAGCUUACGUACUCGUACAUAUGAAGCUCAAAACUUGGAGAGUUACCGUUAAAAUCCAGUUUCAGAAUGACUGUUGAGGUUUAGUCUGAUAUUUGGAAUGGAUAAAUACAUUUUAACCUUGUUCCUAUGUCCUUAGACUUGAAGAGGCCCACUAAUUCAUGCUUGGAGCUAGACUGGUUUCUUUGAAUUUACUGUUCGUGAGUUUCGGUCUGGAUUUUGGUGACCGUUCAACCUAGUAUUAAAGACGCUAUUUACUGCACUGAUUCUUUUGUGGACUGAUUCAUUGGUGGAUUCUUAUUCCUUCUAGAAUACAGGCACAGUUAAGAUCAGCCAGGUGGGAGUUGUUUAGGGCUGCUAGACGUAUCAGUUGACUAGGCUGCUUGACUGUUAUUCUUGACAAAUUUAUAUCAACCCACCAGCGUAUUUUUUGAGCCACCAAGAUUUCUGGGUGCACCGACGUAUGGGUAUUAUCUACUUGUACUAAUAAGAUAUUCCGUGAUCGUAUAUUUCUAUCUAAUUUGUGCAUUAAAGCAUCCACAGCUUUUAGAGACUUACGGUAUUUUUGGGUUACGCUUAUGAAAUAGGAUCAUAUGAACUUAAUCUCAUCUUUCGGUAGAUAUCCAGAACCCUGAUUCACAUGUGUAUCAGAAGGUAUCAAUAUAAUUUACUGUGUUAAGAUGGUUACAUAAGUUCAACUGCAACUUCUAUCGUCUCUUGUAGAUCCCCGUGUAAUGUGAUAUUUCAGUACAUUCUUAGCAAAAAUUUGAUAAAAGUACAUGCCAUUUAUGUUCAUUCAGCACUGAUCGAUAAUAUCACGAGUCUCAUUAUUCAAUGAGGUGGAAUAAUUCUGAUUCUAAAUGUUUGAAAAUCAGGGUAACACUACAUGAAUCUGAGCUUGAGUUUAACAUAUCGCCUAAAAGCACUGGAAAAUACCUCUUUGACCUUGUCUGCAGUACAAUUGGCUUAAGAGAGACGUGGUAUUUCGGAUUACAAUUUUAUAGCUUCUUUCCAAAUGGGAGAAUGCAACUUUUUCACUGGCUAAAACUAGACAAGAAGAUUGUUUCACAGAAACCAGGAGAUAUCUCAAAGUCUCUUUGCUUCUUUUUCCACACCAAAUUCUUCCCUGAAGAUGUUGAACAGGAACUAAUACAAGCCACAACUCGUCGUCUGUUCUAUUUAAGUGUCAAGUCCACCAUUUUAAAUAGAAGUGAAUCCAGUAUGAAUGGCAACUGUUUUGGCGAUCUUUGUCCGUCUCUCGAUGUGGCUAUUCUACUUGCUUCAUUAGCUUCUCAGGCAGAAUAUGGUGAUCUUUGUGAGGAAGAACUUAGUGAUACGGAAGAACUAACCUACUUACCGCGCCGUAUACUCAGAUUAAUCCCAGCUCAACUAUGGGCCCAAAUACAGUCUACUCAAGGUAUAAUGCAACAGUUUCGGGAACAUUAUAAAUCUCACAAGGGAAUGAAUCGUGACAAGGCGGAACUUCAAUAUCUCAAAGUAGCCCAAAUGCAUAAUCUUUUUGGUGUGGAUUUUUUCCCUAUUGUUUAUGUUCGGAUGAAGUUUCCUCGGAUGUUGAAUUUAACGCAUAAUGAAUCAACUAUUUGGGACAACACUAAAAAGUGUCACACCAAUGCUUGGCUGGGUGUUACAGCAGCUGGUCUUCAACUGUAUGGAAAAUGUCAACGUGAUCCACCUCAAUUUACCUUUCCUUGGAAUUUAAUAAAAAACGUUUCAUAUCGCGAACGCAAAUUUACGAUCAAGUUGACCAGCACCUGCCGUGGAACCGGCAAACCUAGUCAAGGUACAUCUACCACAAUAUCUAUGCCAACCGUAUUGAACGAAACCAGAGGACCAUUUGUUCCUUCAAAAACAAGCCAACCAAGUCGCAGCCCCCUAAUCAGUACCACUGGCCAAGCCUUUGUUGGGGCUGCUGUAGGUUCUAGUGCUGGAGGUAGCGGCACUUCUGCCGCAAGUUUACCUGGCACUCCAACAUCAGCUCGUCUUGUUCCCUCUGUCCCACCUGUCUCUCCAAAUGUACUUGACACAUCUGUUAACAUUUCAUCUCUAAAAGGUGUUCCCAAGUUUGAUUCAUGUGAUACUGCACAAAAACUUGGUAUUCUAAAAGGUUUCAAAUGUCCUGCUAAAGUUUUUGAAUUAGGUUCACGCUGCAUUCCUGGUUUAUCGAUCAAGUCCUCCCGUUACUCUGCUAACGAACUUGCCGUUACUAGUAAUAGCGUGGAUUGUAUUCGUGCCCCUAGGGUUCAGUCUGCGGAUACUAAUGUCUCAUCACCGUCCAAAAGUGUGCUUAAAUCGCCUUAUUUCAAUUCGGAGACAGUAUUCAUCAGUGUUGUUGAAGUUUGGUUGGCUGAUCCGAAUCAAGCUAAAACAGUUAUAUCUAUGUGUGCUGGUAAUCACUCAUUGUUCAUGAGACGUCGUCAACCGGAUAGCAUUGAAGUUCAGCAAAUGAGAGCACAGGCAAGAGAAGAAAGAGCCAGACGAGAGGUUGAACGAGCACGACUGGCAAGAGCACGUGCCGAAAAGGCGGAGGCUUUAGAAGCUAAAUCAGUUUUAGAAGCCCGAUGUGCUCAACUCGAAGAAGCAUUGAUGCAUCAACAAAGGCGCCAAAAACCAUACAUCUCUGAUAACCAUAAUCGUUUGAACGAUACGUAUACACCUGAUUCACCCCCUACUUGCACUUCUCAUUCUAUAUCCAAUGAAUACAACUGUAAAGUUUCUCUCAAUCCUAUGAAGAAAGAAUAUCUAAAAGACUUGAAAAUCGUUAGUAUACCUAUAUCCCAAACAUUAAACGGUGACGAUGAUCAGAAAUCCAUUUCUAAUGCCGUUGAAGAUAAUGAUAAAACUACCAGUGAUAUUGUGAAUCGUAAUCGGUGUGAUAGCUACUUCGAUGAAUACAGUUUCUAUCUACCAGUAACCAAUACAGAUGGAUGCUCAGCACAUCAUGGGAAAUCUUGGGAUGAUGGUAUUCAGACAGCCCAAAAUAACUUGAUUUACACUGACCCUGUCAAUCCAAACAUUUUAGCAGAUUCCUAUUCUAAGUAUACAGAUCAGCGAUUUGCUCCUGGUUCAGUGUCUGUUCCUGUAACGCCUCAUGUUAAACGGACAGAAAUGAUACGCCGUUGGGAUGCAGAUUAUUUCCCUCCGUCAUCUUCGUGGCCAUUUGAGUCAACUAGUUGUCCAGUGGACCUACAAAGGGAACAUGCUAUUUAUAAGAAUCAUAACAAAAAGGUGGUUUUAUAUCCAUCGUAUUUGGUUACAAAUCUUGGUCCAAUGUAUCCGGAAGUUAGUUACUGUGGAAUUGCCAUUAAAUCUUUAUGGCCUAGAAAUCACUGUUUCACUGCUGAAGUGCCAAUAACGUCUGUUGGGGAGUCUCAUUCACAAGAACCAGAAGCCUCUUACACACCUUUUGUCAUUGUCCCUGAUAACUUGCCUGCCCUUCGCAGUGAAGUUUUCAAUUCGAAUUCGCGGACCAGACAGACAGAUGUCUCUCAUAAUCAUAAUCCGUGGGCAUGUGUAGUAAAGUCUUCUGGACACCAACCUCUAGCAGUUUGUCACAUGUGUUCGCCACCUCAAACACGCAUUCAUGAUGUUUCUCAUAAUGUACCUAUGGGUGUUCUAAGACAUCUACAGUACUCUACAACAAAUUGUAACGCUCAAUCGAUCCCACGGGAUCCGAUAGAUAGCAGCCAGUAUUUAUAUUCGAGUUCAUCUUUGGCUGCAAUACUUUCUCCUAUUGUUACUCAGCGUUUGCAACGUCGAGUACCUAGUCGUCCGCAGCUGAGCAAUGGAUUAAAGCGACAGCGGACGCAACUAAAGAACGUGAGAUCGUCUGACACAGUCCAUAUUCCCUCAAUACAGCGUUCAACAAGUCAUAUCCAAAUACCUUGUGCAGGAAACAGUUGUGGACAAGUGUCUAAAGAAGAGCUUAAUUCGGCCAACAACCACGUAUUUUCUCAUCCUACGUAUCUCGGCUAUCCUCUUCAAUGUGCACCUUGCUCUACAAACGUUUAUCGGAAUCACUGUGACAUUCAUGCAGGUUGCAGAUAUCCAAAUUUACUGCCGCAUAAUCAGUUUCCCUCUGCUCAAACAAAUGAAUAUCUUCGCCGUGCUUCUAGUCUUGACGUUUCGUCUGGAACUAAUGAUCCUUUGUGGACUACAGCGCCUCGUGAAAUGUUAUCUCGAACAGAUGAACGUAAUGAAAAUGAGAAUGUAUUGUUACUUGAAUCGAAUCCUCCUUAUACUCAACGUUAUUUCUUAACAAGUCAGCUGGAGGUAGAAAGAGCUCGCUUUGCGUUCCUUCAAACACAAUUUUCGCGACAGCUGUGUGAUACUUGGGGAUACUUAAAAGCCGCUCGUGGACAGCAGGUUGAUAAAUCUAGCGAGUUAGCAACCCACGCUGUUGGAAGUAAUAUUCACAAUAAUCCUUUAUAUGCCUGUGAACUGCGAUGUGAUCCUGCUGGCGCUUCGGAUGGUGCAUCCACUGGUGGUGGCAACGUUUGUAGCAUAUGUGGUUCUGGUGCUUAUGAUGGGCACGAUCACCUUCACGACACUAGUCCAGACCAUCAUUUCUGUGAACCAUAUUCACAAUCAAACCGAAAUGUUUCGUCGGAAAGAAUAAAUACUUUUGACGACUUAGGUGUCAAUAAUUUAAGGUCAAUGAUCAAUGGGGAAACAUCCGAGAGUAAAUUCAAAGGAAGUUUCAACGAAUCAGAACAAGAUUGGCAGUCUACCGUACUAUUACAACACACUCAUAUGAACUUAUACGCACAUUCUACGAAAGCAUGCUAGACUUCAAUCGUAUUGCACUAUUAUUCCUAAUUUUCAACGAUUUAUAUUAUUGUAUGCAUAGGAUUGAUUGUUCCUCAUAAAUUUUUGUUUGUACAUGAAAAACGACUUCAACGACUUUAACAGAGUAUACUGCGCUUUCGAUAUUUGAACGUUCAUAAUCUCUCGACACUUUGACCCACUUGAUUUGAAAACAAAGCUUGGAUUAUCAUUAGAGAAGUUAGUUCUAACAUUAUGGCUGAAGCCAUAAGGCUAAAAAUUUACGCUUAUUCUCAGUAAGUGGAGUGAGGGGCAUUUGGUUUGUUCUUUGUAAAACGCUUCCAGUCCUACUUCAUUCAACUAGUUGACUUUUCAUACAACCUUCAAGACAACCGGGAAAUACGAACGCU
Molecule: messenger RNA, 5273 nt
Organism: Schistosoma turkestanicum
Lineage: Eukaryota; Metazoa; Platyhelminthes; Trematoda; Strigeidida; Schistosomatidae
Source: the annotation of a GenBank genome assembly